Molecule: messenger RNA, 5718 nt
Organism: Dunckerocampus dactyliophorus (ringed pipefish)
Lineage: Eukaryota; Metazoa; Chordata; Actinopteri; Syngnathiformes; Syngnathidae
Product: carboxypeptidase N subunit 2
Exons: 3
Coding region: 167-1735 (522 amino acids)
Cellular component (GO): extracellular matrix
Molecular function (GO): protein binding
Source: RefSeq, a predicted model, not a curated record
ACCAAGAUGGCAAUCAAGCAGAGCAAGAUGGCCGCCAGCAUCAGUCCACGCGUGCCCACAACAAUAGCUGGAGAGACAAACACACAAACACAUGAAGUCAGCUGGCUGCUAAACCCAGAGGGUAUUCCGCUUCUAUGCUCCAGGAUAACUGCGUCAAAGCAAAAAAAUGGGCAAAGGAUUGCACCCAAUUGUGUUUGUGCUGCUGCUUCUGUGUUACUACGGUGACACGCUGUCCCACAUCAACUGUCCAUACAGAUGCCAGUGUUUCACACCAGUCCAAGUGCUUUGCGCUGACGAACGCAUGACAUCUGCGCCCAGAAACAUAUCCCGAGAGGUGAAGGAAGUCAUCAUCAUGACAUCGGCCAUGCAGUACCUGUUCCCCAACUCCUUAGAGGGCAUUCCCCAACUGGACAAGCUUAUCUUCUUCAACAAUGCACUGCGAAGUAUUCAUUCUCAGGCUUUUCAGAACUUAACGGAGCUGAGUGAGCUGGAGAUCAGCGGGAACCCUUGGCUGGAACAUUUGUUUCUGGGGACCUUUUCGACACAGGCAAACCUGACAAAGCUGCAACUGAAUUACAACAGGUUCCACACCGUGCUUCCUGGUAUGUUUAACUCCCUUAAACGUUUAGAGACUCUACAGAUGAAGGGCAACGUCCUAUCAGAGCUGCCCGCAUCUUUGUUUCUCCACCUUCAAAAUCUGCAUACGCUGGAUUUGUCUCUUAAUAAAAUGCAACAGGUGGAAAGAGAGACUUUCUCUGGUUUGCUUCGGCUGGAGAUUCUGAAAAUGAACAACAACCUCAUUAGCAAUAUUUCAUCAGACACCUUUCAUCAUGUUGGUCAGCUAACGGAGCUUCACUUAGAGGGGAAUAAGAUAUCAGAACUUGCUGAUGAGACCUUCUCCUUGUUGCCCAAACUGAAGGUGCUGAACCUCAGGGGAAACUGCCUCACAAUUUUCAGCGAUAAAGUGUUUGGAAGUGAGGGGACCAAUUUAACACAGCUGGACUUGAGGGUUAACAGGCUGACAGAACUGUCCUCUUUAAGCACUCUGACAUCACUUACUGACCUUCUCUUGUCAUCCAAUCAGCUUUCGAGCCUUCCUGAGGACAUUUUUAGAAACAUCACCACCCUAGAGAAUUUGGACCUUUCUGAAAAUCAGCUCAUCUCAUUACCAGAAAAGAUCUUCACUGAUCUCAAAAGCAUCAAAAUGAUCUACCUCCAUAAAAACCAGCUGAGCAGGUUGGAUGCCAAACUAUUCCUGGACCAGCAGUUCAUUCAGCAGCUCUACCUGUCUGACAACCAGCUGCAAAAUCUACCUCUGGGCCUCCUGGACCAGUUCACCCUCCCGCACAUGCUGCGACUACACGGCAACCCUUGGAAGUGCGACUGCCACAUGUGGUAUUUGCAUGAUUUAGUGCUGAAUAACAGCCAGGACAUUGAGAUGCUGGACAGGAUGCUCUGUGAGAGUCCUGACUUCCUGAGGAGUCGACCAGUAGCAUCCAUUGACAGGGAUGAGCUGCGGUGUCAUUUGUCCAAAGCUGCGGAGUUGGACGUCAGCAGCUGCAGCCUUCACAAGUCCACAGACUCACUGGUCAUCAAGUGCAAGGUGGAGAAAUGUUCCCCACUGACAGUCAAAGUGCAGUUUCUGGAGCAUAACGGUAGCAUUACGGAGAAUAUUUGGAGCAACCACGAUUCUCAAUGCAGCAAUGCGACAGCGACUGAGGCUCCCAUGCCGUAGAUUUUUGGUGAUUUCAUCACAUUUUGUGUUUUAGACAGGCCAGUUGUACAAUGUGUCAAUUCUGCAAACAAACUGUGAGGGGUGGAUGAACCUUUUUCAUUCCAAGAUUCAAAGUUCAGUCUGCGUCUUGUUGCUGUCAUCACCAAAACGGAUAUGUUAAUCAUCCACUGUGGCGUUUUUUUCAGUGUCCGCUAGAUGCUCUCUUACAUGCACUGAAUAUCCAGUAAUAGAAACCUGCACAAAAGGGUAAGCAGAGGACAUUUGAAAAUCAACAAUAAACAACAAUAAAAGAAACAUCUCUGAUCAUUUAAAAAUGAUCAAAGUCAAGAAAUUGGCUGCUUGGAUUAGUAAUUUGCUAAUAAGGUCUUCCACUGACUGGGUAGAAGCUUGAGAAAAAAAAGAAACGAAGAAAAAUAUAAGACCAACCCUGCUUUUCUGGCAAAAUUUAUCUUUUUGAAUCAAAAUUUCAAUAUCUGCUAAAUCCUUUCAUUAAUUUUCUACAACACUUAUCCUCACUAGGGUCCCUUUGGUAUUCUGGAGCCUAUCCCAGCUGACUUAGGGCGAGAGGUAGGGUGCACCCUGGACUGGUCGCCAGCCAAUCGCAAGGACACAUAUAGACGAACAUUCAUAUUAAUACCUAUGGACAAGUUAGAGUCUCCAAUUAACCUAACAUGUAUAUUUUUGGAAUGUGGGAAACUGGAAGUACAAACAGUACAAAGAUAAAAUACAAACCCACAUCUCCGGAUGCAAACCACGAGGCCACCGUGCGGCCAAUAUCAGCCAAAUCAACAUCAUAACUCCUCCUCUGUUGUUUGCGAAGGCUGGAUUCACACUUGUUUGGCACUCUGGUCUAAACCAAAAAUUGUUGAGGGACCAAAAAAAAGGCCCCAGAUGCAUGUGCAAGUAACGACAUGAUUACAUGCAGCUUCUGUGACUUAGUAUGUGACAAAACUUAAAUAUUCCAAAACAAAAUGCUGUCUGCUGGGUUGAAUACAUUGGUUGCCAACCCAGCACCUAUUUUUACCGUCUCAGAUUUCACAAAAAGCUUUGAAAAUAUACUUUUAUACAGUGCCCUCAUUUGUGAGGCGCAAGAUGGACUAAACACAUGGGCCAGUUUUAAAAUGCAUGAAAUAAUUACAGAUAUAUAAAAGAAAUUGCAUCUCAUUCUGCUCUCUCGCUCUGUGUGUGACAGAUGACAGAUGUUUUUCUAGAGGGAAAAUGUCAUCUUUUAUUUGGGUUGACGCAGCAAUUCAAUCCUUUUACUUGACCUUGACUUCCGUUUUUAAAACACUGUUACAAGGCAGACCUAGGACACGCUGGCGGGAUUAUGUCUCACAGCUGGCCUGGGAACGCUUUAGUGUCCUCCCGCUGGUGCUGGAGGAGGUGGCCGGGGACCGGGAAGUCUGGGCUUCCCUACUGAGACUGUUGCCCCCACAACCCAGACCGGGAUAAGCGGAAGAAAAUGAAUGGAUGGAUGGAUGCUACAAUUAAGUUACUAGACCUAUUUUCAAAUUUGCCUCUGAAUUUUAAAUAGUCGUCCUUGCCACUUUGCAGUUCGAAUUUUGCUGCUUCACUAGAACAUGUUUUUUUCACAAAUAAUACUUAUAAUAAAUCAAUCAUGCUGUUUUGUGGUUGAAUACGGCUAUUAUUAAUAAAAAGUAUUUUACGUGUUUUUAUAAUUGUACGUAUUUGAGCCUAAAUUGAGCAUUUUCAAGCAUAAAAAUGGCUAAAUGAACAAAAACACAAAUAUAAGGCAUUCAGAAGACACAUCGAAAGACGCUAUGAAUCAUAUUUCGUAUUCUACACUGGCCACUAGGUGUCAGUUAUGUUACUGACGCACAGACACCAGACUUGAUCAAAAGGCUUAUAUUGCAGGUUUGAAAUAUCUGACAACAGGCAUAAUAAUCACAAUGAAAAUUCCCAAUAAAAACAAAGGUUACUGCUGUGGCCAUAACCCACAUCAAGCUAGAAGUCCACUCUAAACCCCUGACGUCAUUUCCUGUCAGCUCCCCUACGGAACACAUUUAUAGCAACACACAUGAGCACGAGUCUUAUUUAUGUCUUAAAUGGCUUAUUUACUCUUAUUAUGUCUACUAUCUUGGGUACCAGGAGUGUAAAGGUGACUAUAGGGGUGUUAUUUCAUGUCUAGAGGGCUCUAAUAAUAUUAAAAACCGUAUUUACAAGGUAGGGAGGUUUUCUAUGCUCCAAAAAUAUUUCAUUUAUAAAUGAAAAAUUACUGUAUAGUUAUGAUAAGUAGCCCAUAAUUUAAUUGAGUGUGGAUUUUUUGUAAGUCUCCCUUUAUACCUAAGUGGACAGUAUAGCAAUAUGAGUCCAUUAUAUUAUCAAAUUUAGCGUUGUUUUUUUUUCUAGGGGUGCACUGUCCCACACUUUGAAUACCAUGUAACAGAUCACCGUUAUCACUUCAGAGCCUGUUCUGACAAGAAUUUAGUCGGAUUUCAUCCAAAAGGUACUGCAUAAAAUUAUAAAAACUAUAACAUUAAUUGAUUUGAUCUCAUGACAAAACAUUGUUUUGUGGGAAAAUCAUGUUUUUCACAUCAAAAUACAACUUUUUUGCCUCUAUAUUUUUUGCAUAUUUGUUGGGUGCGUCGUGGCACACACCGCUAUUAGCUUGAAGGGCGUUUUUGAGAGGAUUGAGCUCUUAAAUUGAGCACAAUUAAACUAUUACUACUAGUAUUAUUAAAUGCAGAAUUGGCAAAUGUAUUUGGUAAAACAGCAAAUGCAUUGAUUACAACGCUUACAACGUCUGUGUAAAUGCCUUUUUACAAUUUUAACCCCACAAAAAGUCAUCUCAGGAACCCUGUAAUGUCUACUUUGGGAGGGGAAGAAGGGUUAUAUUGAGGCGUCUUUAAAAAGACGACCCCACUGACUGACCACUGAUCAUCCCAUGAGUCUCCUGGGAUCAGCCCAGCGCUGCUGAAUGCCAAGAGGGGUAUAAAGGCGAGAGAUGUAGCGGGGAGGAGACAAGCCUGGACACAACAAGGCACACAGAUGGCUACACCUUCUAUACAGCCUGCUAACCCGCGGUUAAUAAGGGUCAAAGGUCAGGGGGUUGAUUGGUUCCUCCGGCCAGCUGAAUGACAUCGCAAUUCACAUGACAAAAAGUGGUGGCUGUCUUACUUCCAAAGUUUGAAGGCGUGACCUCGAGAGGAGAUAAUCCUCACUUGACCAGAGUGGUGGAACUGAAAAACAUUCAAAAUACAACUUUUUCAGCAUACUUCUAUAUCUUAUAUUUACUUAAAUUAUAAUUAUUAUCACUUUAAAUAGCGCGUUAACGGCGGUAACUCAUUUAUUUCAUUAAUUAUGUUACAUUUUUUAGCAUAAUUAACGCACACGCCUUUUGGCAAGCCACAUCUAACUGUUAUGAGGACAGAAGGCAGAACAGUUUAGUUCCCCACACGGUCUAACGCUCUUUUACAACUGUAAUCUAACCUGAACACAUCAAAAGCGGUGCAAUUCCAACAACAAGAACGUAUUUCCAACUCACAAACGCGUCUUUUGUCCCUUGGUCGUCGGAACAACACUUCCUCAUUGUCGCCACACGACCGCGAGAUGCAUUCAGGGACACUCCAAACAUCACAAGAACGUCCUUAUUAUGCGUCCAAAUAAACAGAAAAACAAAGAAAAAUAAUAAGUGGAUAUUUUUAUGAUUAAUUUUGUAACUCUAAAUGCGGAAGUACAAUAUGCUGCAUUUAAGUACGCUCGGACAUCCCAUAAAAUACACUCAAUGUAAUGUUAAAUUACGUGGGGAGUAUGAACGCAACUCAUAAUAACACGGUUAAAGUGUGAUUCAUAUGUUCUGCUACUAUUAAAGAAACUAGUGUUAGGUAUAUACAGUACAUAUUUUAAGACGUGUGGUAUCUUUUAGCUUGAUUUAAAUUUUCAGUUCAUUUGGAGCUGUUAAUACAUAUAUAUAUAUAUUACAUUUAUCUUUCUUUCAAUAAAAUACAGUAAACAUGGAAAUA